This is a messenger RNA of Brassicogethes aeneus, 925 nucleotides long. The record is from the annotation of a GenBank genome assembly. NCBI's taxonomy places the organism in Eukaryota, Metazoa, Arthropoda, Insecta, Coleoptera, Nitidulidae.
GUUUUUGUUUCCUGUAUCACGCACUGGUUUUUAAUUAAUGCAUGAAUAAAUCGUCGAAAAAUGUCGGAACAGCAGUUUAUUUUGCGGUGGCAUUACCACGAAACGACCAUUUUACACAACCUGCCGUUUUUGAUAGAAAACGACGUUUUAACCGACAUCACUCUAUCGGUGGGCCACCACCAGGUUCGAGCCCAUAAAGUGAUCCUCGCUAUGUGCAGCUCCUACUUUCUACAACUAUUUCAGGAAAUGAAGUACGCGCAACACCCAGUCAUAGUGCUGCACAAUGUCAAAAUAGAAGACAUCAGGGCUGUAUUAUCAUUCAUAUAUAGAGGCCAAUGCGUGGUAACACAGGAAGAACUACCCGGUCUACUUUCAGUCGGCCGUUUACUAAAAAUACAAGGUUUAUGUGAUAUGAAAGUACCUGAAACCCAAAAAGACCGACUGAUUGGAAACGAAAACUGCCAAAAUUACGAAAAAAUUCCGAUCAAAACUGAAAAAGACAAUUGCGACUACAAUAAAAGACAAAAAACCGAAAUUUCAGAGAACAAUAACGAAGAUAUAAAUAAUUUCGAAGAUGGUAAUAAUUCAUGGAACAAAAACCUUUUUGAUUCCGAAAAAACGUUACUAAAACCCGAAGACUUGACGACAACAAACCGAAAAACAAACAAAGAAGGCUCAGAAACGUGCAAAUGUUUUAUAUGCGGAAAAUACCUUAGCAACCAAUACAACUUACGCGUUCACAUGGAAACGCACCAAGAGACUUACCACGCGUGUCAAUCGUGUCCACACGUGUCGCGCAGCAGGGAUGCGCUAAGAAAACACGUUUCCUAUAGGCAUCCAGAAGAGUACAGCACGAGAAAAAGGAAGAAACCCACUGAUAGUUAAAAAUGUUACCUACAGGUAUUAUUAUAGUAAGUAAUAAAGU